Molecule: messenger RNA, 1710 nt
Organism: Pterocles gutturalis (yellow-throated sandgrouse)
Lineage: Eukaryota; Metazoa; Chordata; Aves; Pterocliformes; Pteroclidae
Gene: ACSM3
Product: acyl-CoA synthetase medium-chain family member 3
Exons: 13
Coding region: 1-1710 (569 amino acids)
Biological process (GO): acyl-CoA metabolic process; fatty acid biosynthetic process
Cellular component (GO): mitochondrial matrix
Molecular function (GO): fatty acid ligase activity; fatty-acyl-CoA synthase activity
Source: RefSeq, a predicted model, not a curated record
AUGUCCCUGUGGGCUCCCCUGAGAAGAUCUCUCCAGCUUUGCAGCCGAUACUACCCAGCUCAGGCCUCUGUGAGUUAUGAAGCCAUAAAACAACAGUACAGACCAGAGGUGCCAGAGUACUUCAACUUCGCAAGAGAUGUGCUGGACAGAUGGACUGAAGUGGAAAAGGAGGGAAGAAAGUCUAAAAACCCUGCAUUAUGGUGGGUAGAUGGUGCCGGAGAAGAGGUGAGGUGGAGCUUUGAAGAGCUGGGAGUGCUGUCCAGUAAAGUGGCCAAUGUACUCUCUGAUGCCUGCGGUCUGCAACAAGGAGACAGAAUUAUUCUGAUUCUGCCCCGGAUCCCAGAGUGGUGGCUGGUGAAUGUGGCUUGCAUGAGAACAGGAACUGUCUUGAUUCCUGGCACACAGCAGUUGACAGCGAAGGACAUUCUUCAUCGACUACAGAAAUCCAAGGCAAAGUGUAUCAUCACCGAUGAUUCUGUGGCACCAGCUGUAGACUCAGUUGGGGCUGAAUGCCAGUCUCUGAAAUUCAAGUUGCUUGUGUCAGAGGGCCACAGAGAAGGAUGGCUGAGCUUUAAAGAUCUCCUGAAAAAUGCUCCUUCUGAUCACCACUGUGUGACCACCAAGUGUCAAGAUCCAAUGGCCAUCUAUUUCACCAGUGGAACUACAGGAUCUCCAAAAAUGGCUGAACAUUCCCACGGCAGCUAUGGUAUUGGCCUUACAGUGAAUGGAAGGUACUGGCUGGACUUGACUUCCUCAGAUAUAUUUUGGAAUACAUCAGACACAGGCUGGGCAAAGUCUGCUUGGAGCAGCGUUUUUUCACCGUGGAUUCAAGGGGCGUGUGUAUUUGUACAUAAGAUGCCACGCUUCGACCCAAGCAUUGUCUUUGAGAGUCUGUCAAGAUUUCCCAUAACUGUCUUCUGUUCUCCUCCAACUGCCUAUCGAAUGUUUGUGCAACAUAAACUGUCCAGCUAUACAUUCAAAAGCCUGCGGCACUGUGUGAGUGCUGGGGAGCCGAUAAACCCUGACGUGAUGGAAGAAUGGAAAGCGCAGACUGGGCUGGAAAUUCAUGAAGGCUAUGGACAGACCGAAACAGUGCUGAUCUGUGGAAAUUUUAAGGGAAUGAAAAUAAAACCUGGGUCUAUGGGAAAGCCGUCGCCAGGGUAUGAUGUCAAGAUUAUAGAUGAAAACAGUAAUAUUCUGCCUCCUGGAAAAGAAGGAGACAUUGCCAUCAGAGUAAAACCUGCGAGAUCACUUUUUCUUUUUAUUUGCUAUGCUGAUGAUCCAGAGAAAACAGAGGCAACAAUACGUGGGGACUUCUAUGUGACUGGAGACAGGGGGAUUAUGGAUGAGGAUGGGUACUUCUGGUUUGUUGGAAGAGCCGAUGAUGUCAUUAAUUCUGCUGGAUACCGUAUUGGACCAUUUGAAGUAGAAAGUGCCCUAGUGGAGCAUCCUGCAGUGGUGGAAUCAGCAGUUGUCAGCAGUCCAGACCCCAUCAGAGGAGAGGUAGUGAAAGCCUUUGUUGUUUUAACAUCUGAAUAUGCUUCACAUGAUCCGGAAAAAAUGAUGAAAGAGCUACAAGACCAUGUUAAGAAAGUUACUGCUCCAUACAAGUAUCCUAGGAAGAUGGAGUUUGUUCAACAGUUGCCAAAAACCAUUAGUGGGAAGAUCAGAAGAAAUGAACUGCGCCAGAAGGAGUGGAGAAAAGAUUAG